AUGGAACAGAAGGGCCACUUCAAGGAACCCUUUCUCUACGUGGAAGUGAAGGACGCGGAGGAGGAAAAGCGGCAACUGUAUUUUUGCUUUGUGGAGAGAUGCUUCGACUACCUUUUACGACAAAGCGAUGAGUACAUCAUCGCGACAGUGAAGAGAAACGGGUCGUUGAUUUCGUUUUUCUUUUCACAUUUGUUAAGUCCGAAUAGAAGUUACGACUUGCCGUUCGACCGACCAGGGGGGGGACAGGAACGGGGUACGGAGAAGGAUAAGGAGAGGGGUACGGAGAGGGGUACGGAGAGGGACAUGGAGAGGGACAUGCAGAAGGGACGUUCCCAAUUCGAUAGACACAUUUUCGAACUGUACAUCAAAUUGGUCAAAAUUUACCUGAACAAGGACAGGCGAGAAACGAGUAUAAUAAAAUCGACUUUCAUAAAAAUUCACGUCUUUAUGGAUAUCAUCAUGCUAUUCCAUCGAUCGAAAAAGAGAAAAAAGGAAAUAAAAAAUUUGCUAAAUGAGGCAUACAGAGUGAACAGAAUUAAUUUCCUGAACAUAAGUAAAUAUUUGUCAUUCCUAUACGAGGAGGUGAAGGCUGUGAAGGAUCAGAUCGGACGUUAUGUUCACAACAAGGGGAAUCUACAGAACCUGCUCUCCAAAAUUAACGAGUUCGUAGUUGCUGUUUUCUGUUUCGUAAAAUUUUUUCAUCCUUUCAAUUAUUUCGAUCGUGUUGAAAAUAAACAGACGCAUGAUUUGAUCCUCUUAAGGUUAAUGUUUUAUCGCGGGGUGGACGUGGGUUCCCUUUCUCUGUCCACUUCUGCGCCGGAGAUCCUCAAGGGGGAGGAGGGCUCCGGCAGCAGUUCCUUCCUCCACUUGGUGGUGCAGACCUACUUCGCAAUGAUUCACCACCUGUACGAAGACUCCCUGAAGGAGCCAGCGCGCAAGGACUUGCUCUACCUGCGGCACCUCUUCGCGCAAGUACUAACCAUGAUGAUAAAGUACCUCCUCCUGUACGGAAAGGAAAAAAAUAAACUCCUAGUGGUCUCCAUCCUUAUCGAUAUGUUAAAACAAACGAGUGAAGAAAUGAACCUACUGUACUUCCUACGAAACGACAUGCAGUUAUGCAGCUGGAAUUUUAUCCAAAUAUUUGUCAUAAAGGAUAAACUAGACAUAGAUUUUUAUUUCUACCUGAACGAUUUUCUAAAAGUGAAUCGCAAAAAGGAAGUAAAAAAAAUGUGUGAAAAAAAAUAUAGACAUGAAAUUGAGCGCAUUAUGGAGAUUACCAGUUUGAAGGACGUCGGUGUUGUACUUAAGGUGCUGCGUAGGAACAACUUCGACUUUUGCAAAGCUGUGGAGGACGUCUUGGCCUCGGGAGUGGGAGCCGCAACGAGUAGCGAUGGGAGAAGUGGAGAUGAUGAACGGAGCGAUGGGAGAAGUGGAGAUGAUGAACGGAGCGACGAUCGAAGUGGAGAUGAUGAACGGAGCGAUGAUCGAAGUGGAGAUGAUGAACGGAGCGAUGAUCGAAGUGGAGAUGAUGAACGGAGCGAUGAUCGAAGUGGAGAUGAUGAACGGAGCGAUGAUCGAAGUGGAGAUGAUGAACGGAGCGAUGGCGGAAGGAGCCUGGGACGCCGCGCCAACCACGCCGACCGCGUCCAGCACGCCAAACCGCGCGCGGCUGCAAAACAGAGGCAGAGGAACAUCCUGGACGUGCUGCGCGAACGCACACGGAUGGAAAAGCCUCACAGAAGGAAAAGCAGCAAAAGCAGAUACACCAAUGAUGGCUUGGGGGAAGAAAAUAAAAACAAAAUUUUCGACCUGCUGGAUAGGUCGAGAAGUUCUGAUGGCCUUUCGGGGGAUGACUCGCUGGAAAAGCAAGAGAAUGAUGUGUUGCCCAGCACGUCGUACAGGAGGAAUUGUGUAGAUGGGAGCGGCGGCAGUGAUGGGGGCCUCCCACGUGGUGUUGCAAAUCGAAGUGGUACUGCUGAUCGAAGUGGUACUGCUGACCGGCGGGGUGUUGCUAAUCGACGUGGUACUGCUGAUCGACGUGGUACUGCUGACCGGCGGGGUGUUGCUAAUCGACGUGGUGUUGCUGACCGGAGGGGUGCUGCUGACUCGCGCGGACAUGCCAAGCGAGGAGAAGGAGUCUUUGGCAGAGGCAGGCCGCCCCUGCAGAAGCAUGGCACUAGGACCCCUGAGGGUGCAGACGGCGUGCCGAAGGACGACGGAGGUUCCGAGGGAGCAAACAGGACCAAGCGGUACUACAUGAAGAAGACAGCCAACAAGGGGAAGUCCCACAGGCGACAGUACGACAAGAAGAUGAGCCGAGGAAUGCUGUAA
Molecule: messenger RNA, 2331 nt
Organism: Plasmodium cynomolgi strain B
Lineage: Eukaryota; Apicomplexa; Aconoidasida; Haemosporida; Plasmodiidae
Exons: 4
Coding region: 1-2331 (776 amino acids)
Source: RefSeq, a predicted model, not a curated record